AUGUCUGGGCAGCCCGGCCCGAGCGGGCAGGAUUCUGAGGGCUCCGGGCGGGCGACCCCCCUGGGCUGGGUGGCACAGCCGGGGGCCGGUCGGGGCCAGCUGCCGGCGAGCGCCCCGGUCAAUGCCCCGGUCCACGCCUCGCCGUACGACACGGAGGGUUUGCACGGCGCCAGGCCCGCGCGCGACAUGGACGGCCUCAAGGCCGCCAUUCACGUGGCGAGGGCGGGGAGGAUGGUGCCCGGGAGGGGGGUUACCGAAGCGAGGUUCGCCAUAGAGACAGCUUCAUUCCAGCUGCGGGAGGCGGCGUUCACGGCGCUGAUUAACCUGUGUGGCCGGCUGCGCGACGCGCCCAAGGCCUUCGAGGUGUUCGAGGCGAUGCGGGACUACGGCAGCGUGACGCCCAACACGUACACCUACUCGUCUCUGAUCUCGGCCUGCGUGAGUUCAGGCGACUGGGCGGCGGCCAUGGAUGUCUUCGCGGGGAUGAAGGAGGCAGCCGCGAGGGACGCUGGCUGCAGGCCCAACGAGGUGACCUACAGCGCGCUCAUCACGGCGUGCGAGCGGGAGGGCAAGUCGGAGAUCGCCAUGGGGCUGUACGACGAGAUGCUGGGGGCGGGCAUCCUGCCGGACAAGGUGACAUUCUGCUCCGCGCUGACGGCGUGCUUGAAGAGCAAUAUGUGGGAGCGGGCGGAGGAGAUCGUGGAGGACAUGCACGGCCGGGGGAUGUGCGCCACGUCCAACAUAUACCUGGAGCUGCUGCAGGGCUACGGGCGGCGCGCGGAGUGGAGCAAGGGGCUCGAUCUCUUCCUGACGAUGCAGAUGAUGGGGCGGGAUGUGGACAAGCACUGCUGCCGGGCGCUCAUGACCGCCUUCGAGGCGGGUGGCCGCCACCAAAUGGCGCUCCAGCUGCUGGAGGCCAUGGAGAAUAAAGUCGCCGCCGACCUGCCGACUUACACGUCCGCCCUCAGGACGAUGGCUGCGGCGGGUAGGUGGCGCGAGGCGUCCGGCGUAAUGAGCUUGAUCUUGGAAAGCGGGCUGCGUCCUGAUGAGGAGGCAGUGGGGGUGGCCGUGAGGGCGUGCGUGGAAGCUGGGCAGAAGGAAGAGGCCAGGAAAGUGGUGGCCGCCCUGGAAGCUGCGGGGGUGGUCGUCGGCGAUGACGUCAAGGCGUCCGCAGAAUGA
Ostreobium quekettii is the source of this 1179-nucleotide messenger RNA. The record is from the annotation of a GenBank genome assembly. Lineage: Eukaryota; Viridiplantae; Chlorophyta; Ulvophyceae; Bryopsidales; Ostreobiaceae.